Molecule: messenger RNA, 3177 nt
Organism: Plasmodium yoelii
Lineage: Eukaryota; Apicomplexa; Aconoidasida; Haemosporida; Plasmodiidae
Product: conserved Plasmodium protein, unknown function
Exons: 1
Coding region: 1-3177 (1058 amino acids)
Source: RefSeq, a predicted model, not a curated record
AUGGGAGAUAUAUAUAAUGAUAGUCAAAAUGAAGAUAUUAUAAAUAUAAAAUCUCAAAUUGGAAUAAAAGAAAAUUAUAAAUCAAGAAAUACAAGAUAUGAUGAAUUAUUUAAUAAAUAUUAUGAAAAUAAAGGAAAAGACAAUAAAAUGAAUAUAUAUUAUGAUAAUAAACAAAAUGAAAUAUUAAAAAGAAAAAAAUAUAUUUUAGAGGAUGAUCAAGAUCCUCAAUUAACAUAUCAACAUAAUGAAUUUGACAAUUCUAGAAAAAUAAAAAAUUUUGAUAAAAAUAUAUAUGAUGUAAUAAAUAAAUAUCGGAACACAGUAGGAAGUGGGCAAAGUAGAAAUUAUAGCAAACAAAAAAAAAAUAUAAAUAAUCAAAAUUAUCCAUAUUUUGAUACAAACAAUAAUUCUAGCUAUCAUUUUUUAGAGGAAUCAAAUAAAACAAAAACUUACAAUAGCAUAUCAAAUUUAGACAAUAUUAUUAAUAAAUCAUUUCGAAAUUUAAGCAGAACCAGCCAAUCGCCAAAUUAUGGUCCUAAAAAAUAUGGUGAACGAAUAGAGUCGCCAAAUUAUGGUCCUAAAAAUUAUGAACGAAAAGAGUCGCCAAAUUAUGGUCCUAUUGACAAUUUUAGUAUAAGACAAACAAAAAACAAAAUUGAUAGUAGCAAUAAAACUUAUUGCAAUGAUACAAUAAUUAAUAGCUUAUCAAAAAGGGGUACAAAAAUUAUUGAUAAUUUAAAAUACGAUAAAAAUGGAAAAAGUCAAUAUAAAGAUGAAAUUGGUAAAUCUGAUAUGCAUUCACAUUUUUUAUUAUAUAAUAAUUUUGAUGAAGAUAAUUUAAAAAAUGAUUCUGAUUUUUUUCAAAAAUUACAAAAUGAUUCAUUGUGUAUGGAUGAUUAUAAAAUGAUGUUAAAAAAAGGAUACUUAACAAAAAUUAAUAAUAAUAUAAAACAUACUAAAUUAAAAAGAAAUGAUGAAAUAUAUACAAGUAGUGAACUAGAUCAAUCUGAUAUGGAUAGAAAAAUAAAAAAUGAAAAAUCAUUUUAUCAAUUGCCUAACAAUAUCACAAAUGAAUUACAAAAAAAAAACAUGCCAUAUUCACAUUUUUAUGACAAAGAAAAUGAGAAAAAAACAAAAAUUAAAAAUAAUUGUUUAUAUAAAAAUAAAUUAAAAAGUUCAAUAAGUAGAAAAGAUUCGUUAAACGAAAAUUCUGAUCAUAUUAAAAGGUCGUACAUAACAAAAGGUUUUGACAAUUUUGACCAUUUUGACAAUUCAAGCCAUCACAGUAAUAAUGAAUAUGAUGAUGAUAAUUAUAAAAUUAGUAAAUACGAACAAAAUAGAUUUAAUAUGAAUAGAGAUAAAGUGUAUGCAGAUAAAGGGUAUACAGAUAAAGUGUAUACAGAUCUCAAUUACUCGGAUGGUAUCACAAAAUAUAAGUCAAAUGCAUCUUCUCUAUAUAAUGACAAAAAUACAAUUUUGAACAUAUCAGAACUAGAAAAUUAUGACAAAAAUAAGACACUAAUAAAUAGUUAUUCUGGUAAUCCAUAUUUUGUAGAUAAUAAAUUCGAGUAUACUCAUCAAAAUGAUGAAAGAAAAUUUAAGGAAAGAAAAAAUAGUGGAAAAAAAAAUAUGAUAGAUGUAGGAAACUCAAAUAAUAUAGAUGCAGAAAGUAUAAAUUCUAAUAAUAUCAAAAGUACACAAUUACAUAUUAGUCGUAUUUCACAUGGCUCAAAUGAUUUUUCUACUUUAUAUGAUUAUGGGAAUAAUUCAAAAUGUAGACACAGUAAUAUGAUUCGUGAAAAAAGUAUUGGAGGGAAUAAAAGAAGCCAAUGUUUAAACCCUGAUAAAAUGAAAAAUUUAUUUUUAGAAAGUAAUAAAAUGCCAUCUAAUUUGCAUAAGUCAAUUCAUAAUUCUCAAUGCACCAACUUUAGUAAUUAUAUCCUAAACGACAGUAAAGAUUAUCAUUAUAGCGAUGAUAAGUACGUGUAUAACAGAAGUAGUAAUGGCGUGAGCAAUAAUAUGAGUAGCAAUGGUUGGGGGGGAAUCAAUACAUUGGCACCAACUAGGCAAUUAUCUACAAAAAAUAAAAUAAGGAGAAAAUCAAAAAGCAGAAAUAAUUCAAAAAUUUCGAGAAAAUAUACCCUUACUAAAAAUAAUGAAAUGGAAAAUAGCAAACAUUAUAAUAGUGUUAUAAAUGAUGAAAAACGUAUUAGUAUGUCUAGUAAUAAUAUUUUAUCAAAAAAAAAUAAGGAUAUGCUAAAAAAACAAGGAAAAUAUUCUUUAAAUAGUAUAGAAAAUAAUUAUAAUUAUAAUGAUGAUCCAGAAUAUAUCGAAAAUAUUAAUGAAAAUAAAGAUUAUAAUGAACUUUUUAAUGGUGUUAAUAUUUUUUCAAAAGAUAAAAAAAAAAAAAAUAUAAAAAAAAAUUUAAAUUGCAAUUUAUCGACAAAAUUAAAGAAAGAUAUUUUAUUAGACACUCUUUUAAAACAUGGUGAUGAAGAUCAUGAUGAAAUGUCUUAUUCUGAAAAAGAAUUUCAUAAAAAAAAUAUAAAUAAAAGAAAUGCUAAAUUGAAAAAAAAAUAUAAUAUACAAAAUGAUAGAGAUAUAUAUAAUGACUAUAUGGUUAAACAAAAUACAAACAGCCCAUAUACACAUCAAUUUAGUACAUUUAGCAAUUUAAAAAAUAGAUUAUUUACACGAUCUAUGCACAUUGAUGAUUUAAACGGUGAUAAAUAUGAUGCAAAUUAUGAUGUGGGCUAUGAUGAUAAAUAUGAUGCAAAUUAUGGAGAACAGUGUGAUGAUUCAAAUUUUGAAACAAAUUGCUAUUUUGAUUAUACUCAAAGAUGUAAUAGCAAAAAUACAAAUAAUUGUAAUGAAAGUUUAUAUGAUAAAAAUAAUAAGGAUGAUAAUAAAAAAUCAACAUUAAGCUCAUUAUAUUAUCAAGAUAUUUUUGUUUUAUUUUUAAUUUAUAUUUUAAAAUUUAUAUAUUAUUUUAUUUAUUAUAUUUUUCAUUUUUUCAAUCAAUUUACAAUAUAUAUAUUUAAUAAAAUAAAUAAAAUAUCAUUAAAAUGUUUGAUAAUUUCUGUUAUUGUUUCAUUACCACUUUUAUUGUUUGUCUUUUCAUCACUAUUAUUAUCUUAUAGAAGUUUAAAUAUUGAUUAUUAUGAUCGAGAUAUUUGA